Messenger RNA from Metarhizium album ARSEF 1941, 1209 nucleotides. RefSeq names its product tryptophanyl-tRNA synthetase. Gene Ontology annotation, biological process: tryptophanyl-tRNA aminoacylation. Gene Ontology annotation, molecular function: ATP binding; tryptophan-tRNA ligase activity. The record is from RefSeq and is a predicted model, not a curated record. Bases 1 to 1209 code for a protein of 402 amino acids. Gene Ontology annotation, cellular component: cytoplasm. Lineage: Eukaryota; Fungi; Ascomycota; Sordariomycetes; Hypocreales; Clavicipitaceae. The transcript has 2 exons.
AUGGCGGCACUUUGCGGAAUUCCCAACGGCGAAUAUGUGAGGCUUGUGGAUGUCUUGUCCACGGUGAAGCUCAACAGCGAGCCCGUCCAAAAAGCACAUCGAGUAAUCCUGAAUGCUCCGCCAAAUGCAAAACAUGACGAGUUCAUCGCAUCCAGCAACGCCCAAAGGAUUGAUCAGAAACUACUUGAUCGCUUUGCGCAGUUGACCGGUCGUAAGCCUCAUCGCUACCUGAGACGUGGUAUUGUCUUUUCACACCGAGAUCUUCAUCUCAUCCUCGAUCGGUAUCAGAGCGGUCUGCCAAUAUAUCUCUUUACCGGCCGAGGCCCUAGCAGCGACAGCCUGCAUCUUGGACACUCGAUCCCGUUCGAGUUUACUAAAUGGCUUCAAGAGACUCUUGGGGCCAAACUUAUUCUCAUGCUCACCGACGACAUGAAGAUUCUCCAUGACAAGGACCUGCCCAUUCAACAUGUUCGCAAGUAUGACAUUGCAAAUGCCACCGACAUUUUGGCUUUUGGCUUUGACCUCCCAAAGACGUUCAUGUUUUCGAAUAUGGAUUACGUCGGCGGCGCGUUCUAUCAAAAUAUUAUUUCAAUUGCUCGUCACAUCACCGUCAGCAGUAUCAAGGAAGCGCUGGGGUUCACCGACGACGACAAUGUUGGCAUGUUCUACUGCUGCUCUACGCAGUCGGCAGGUUGUUUUGCAUCGUCCUUCCCAGGCAUCCUGACUGCCAACAAGUCGAGCUUGAGAACUAUCCCGUGCCUCAUCCCGUGUUCGUAUGACAUUGACGGAUAUUUUGCCGAGGUACGCAAGCACGCGGGGAAGAUGGGAGAGCUUCCGCCUUCGUUUCUCUAUUCGAGCUUGCUGCCUUCUCUGCAGGGAGGAGGCCAGAAAAUGUCGGCUUCCGUAAAAACCUCAGCUAUCUAUCUGACGGAUGAGCCUGACGUGGUACGGGAAAAAAUUCAUGCAGCGUUUCCAAUUGGACAGAACAGUAUGGACGUGGCUCUUGAAUGGCUGCGAUUCUUCCUUGAAGAUGAUGAGGAGUUGGCCACAAUUCAAAGGAAACACCAUGCUCAUCAGCUGCUUAGCGUUGAGCUACGUGAGAUUCUCGUCGAGGUCAUUAUCGAGACUGUCACCAGAUUCAAGACGAAUCGCCAACAAAUCUCAAACGACGUGCUCAAAGCGUUCAUGACCCCACGUCUACUUGAAUGA